This is a messenger RNA of Pseudo-nitzschia multistriata, 2262 nucleotides long. The record is from the annotation of a GenBank genome assembly. Lineage: Eukaryota; Bacillariophyta; Bacillariophyceae; Bacillariales; Bacillariaceae.
CAAUCUAUCCAUCAGAGGUAAGAAGAAAUAAAUAGGGUCGCACAGCAGCCGCUGCUUAUUCGUUCAGCGACUGCUUGUUUCGUAUUUUGACCGCACGUAAAUUUGUGUCGGACRAUGUAUCACAUGCAUGCGGGCAAGUCUGCUCCUUCUGGGGGUCGAGCGCCUUGUGAGAGUGAUGGCCGAUACUCUGUAUUUGCGUUUGCUACGGCCGUCUCGAGAAAGACGCAUACCAUACGUACCAUCGCAUCGCUAGGCAAAGAAACGAGUUUGUUUUGUUGCUGCUUUCUCCCUGCGUUAUUUGUUCUUGGUUUUUCUUCUGAACACGAACGAACGAACGGCUUUUUUGAUUUGAUUGAUUCGAACGAGUCGAAGACUUUGUUGCUUGAGCGACGGAGGAGAUGCACGCGCGCAUCCACCGAACCACUUGUGUCGCACAUUUCCUACUCGCCGGAGAGCACCUCGUAAAAUAUCRCCGGUAUGAGAAACCAUACACGUGCCGAUUUACAUCACUCCAAUUUACAUAACUCCAAAUGGCCUACGGUCUGGGCGCUAAUGGCAGGUAUAUGGGGUUGGGGUUGGGUACCGGCCGGUAUGAUAAAUGUUGAUUUCUUAAACAAUCGAUCGUUCAUUUAUGUUUCCUCUGUCCCUCCAAUUCUGCAUACCASGUUCGCUCGUUUGAACUAGCGUUUUGAACCGCCGUUUUUGCUGUCCAGAUCGUGCAAAGUGACCUACUAAAUUUGUGCACUUCGUARUGCUACUAAAAAAAUAUUGAGAGUCGCACCGUACUCUUCAAGAAUUUGUCCUUCCUUCCAGGGCACUUCGUACUUGUACCCUACCGACCCAUAGGGGAUCAGCACAACAUUUCCACCUUCUCUGUAGGCAUCGGCUCACAAGCUUGUUGCCUUCCUGCUUUGUCCCUUGGACGUCUUUUCGAAGAAACUGGCACCGUGCCGUUUUGACUGUUGUAAACGACGUACAACGCUCUCUUCAAUAAAUAAUAAUAAUAGCACCAACAAACUAUUAAUAGUCAAUCAACGAUUCGAUUCGGUUGGCAUGGGUGACCAGAACGAGGAUUUUGAUCUCAGCGUACUACGAGGGACGUCGGCAACGUUUGAGAACAAGGUCAUGGGGAGAAAUGAAGACGAUGAUCUAAACGCACUGGCGGAGCUCGUCCCAGACCUGAAGAACAGGAAAAAGGAACCCACCACKAGCAUGCUGAUGGACGAGCAGCCAUCGUCCGGAGAGGGAAUUGAMACGCCCGAGAUGGUGAAACCACCCGAUCUUUCCCCCGAAACUGAAAACGCUGUGGAUCCCAAAAASAAGGACUCGUUUGUCAGGGAAGACGACUCAUCUUCGGACGACAUCAACGAUGUUUUGUACGCMGGMGAUGACGUAUAUAUGGAAGAGAACCACAGCUCCGGGGAAGAUGGAAACGACAAACAUCUCGGAAGGGACCCCCCUCSCACCAGCGCUGCCAAUCCCAGCAAUGCCAACGAUGCUCUGGGACUCGGGGACUUYAAYAACAUUUCCUCUGGCCAGUCCCUKUCUACGGCGACACAGACGCAGGAGGUCCGGAUGCCAAUGUACCUGCCCACCUUUAAGCCCGCCACCGGGUGCACCAACGCGUCGGACUUUAUCGUGCGUUGCUUUGUGGCGCGGCUGCGAUCGGGCAUCACCGUCGUGAAGCACGGGCGAUCGCGGUGGUGCAAGUCGCGAUUACGCGUCCUGCACAUCCACCCCGAUGGGCGGUCCCUGAGCUGGAAGCCGGCUCCCGGCGAGCCGCACAGCCCCAAGCGCCCUCCGAAGCUGGACCUGACCACCUGUGAAGAGGUCCGCCACGCGUGGAGCCCCGACCCGCAGAAYCCCAUGUACACCGGAACACCGAUCCUGAGGCAAAAGUGCGAGGCUGCGAAUGCCCACAAGUCCUUUGCCCUGAUCUUCCCGAAGAGGACGGUGGACAUUACCUCGGUGACGGCGGACCAGUGCAAGGUUCUGAUGGAAGGYUUUUCGGCGCUGUGCUUCCGGCUGCAGGUWGCAAACCUUGCCGGMAAGGGCAGCAAGAAGGGGAUGCCGGAAGCAGAGCAAGAKGAUCGCAUCUCGAUCACGGCGUCCACGACUCCUUCCAAUCGACGCGGYYAGUGMGUGAGCGAUASGAAUGGACCGAACUAUUUUUCCGUUUUAUGAUUCAUUCAGCGCGCGAAUUUCUAGGUUGGUUCGUGCAUCAUGGAGUAUGCUUGGUUUCAAUAAACGUAUUGGGAAACG